GAGUCCCGAGUUGCACUGUCACUUUCCUCUCUCCUCCUCCUCAUCAAAACAUUCAGCUGAUUCCACAGUAGAGCAGAGCGUGUGUGUGAGAGAGAGAGAGGGUGAAGGGCCGUCGGUGGAUCGCCCGGAGCAGUCGCCGUUUCCGAGCUCGGAUGAAGUGAUGGCGAAUUAGGGCUCCGAGCUGCUGCAUUCUCAGAUUGAUAUAUACGUAAGGUGUGGUUUUCUCUACUUCUCUUGAGCAAUGGGAAGAACUCCGGGGAAAUGGUUCAAGACUUUGCUUGGAAAGAGAUCGUCGAAGUCUAACGUGCUGAAGGAAAAAGAUGUUCUGAAUUCUGCAAAUAGAGGAGAAGACUUGACCCCUUCCAAGGGUCUGCUGACAGAAAUAGCAAAUCCUCCUUUGAGUUCAUUGCCAGUUCCUGGAACAAAUGCCACUAAUGAAAUAAAUUUAGAAAAUGCUGUAGCGGGGAAAGUACCUGAUAAUGCUGAUACUCUUUCAUCGAGAAAUGGCAGUGAUGAACAGACAGUGGUAUGCUUGAGUUCACUGGAUGAUUCUGAGAAAGUCAGACUGCAGGAGGCAGCCACGAAGGCACAAGCUGCUUUUAGAGGUUACCUGGCUCGACGUGCCUUUCGAACGCUGAAGGGCAUUGUGAGGCUGCAAGCAGUCAUUCGCGGUCAUUUGGUCCGGAGGCAAGCAAUAGCUACUUUAUUCUGCCUUCGGGGCAUUGUAAGACUUCAGAUGUUAGCUCGCAGUAGAAGGGGAUAUAAACCAUCUAAUCCUGUCGGAAAGCAUGGUGAGAAACUCUGGAAAAAUGCUUUUAUUCAGAAGCUUCUAGCUCCAUCUCCUUCUGCUAUGCCCCUUCAUUAUCAAUACAGUCCUGGUGACCCGAACUGUGAGUGGGAGUGGCUCGAACGCUGGACUAGGUCUCGUUUUUGGGAAACCAUUUCUCAGCCAAAGAAAAACUCUCAUUCAAAGUCGCAGGCAAAGCACCACAAUGCAGAAAUUGAUCAAGGCAGGCCCAAACGAAGUGUCCGCAAACUACCUAGUUUGAAUCCUGACAUUGGAUCGAGUCGCUCAUCUUCGCAGUCAGAUAAAAUCAAGCGAAACACAGGGAAAAUAUCACACAAUGCGGGAGAUUCAGUUAAAGAGAAUUCUCAAACUGAGACUCAGAAAAGCAAACUCGUUGCCAGAAAAACUCAUGCUCUUGCAAAGGGUGUUGCUGACCAGGGAGAGGCUGAUAGCAAGAAAUCAAGGCAAAGUUUAGGAAAGGUCGCGGGAGCUACUGCAUCAGAUGCAGUGGAGCAAGUAAUUAGUGAUUUAGCUGAGGCUGUUAAUGAGACAGGAAUGGACGGUGCAACACCUAAGAGAACUUUGAGACCUGCUGAUAUGGUGGAUGCAGUUGAUGAAUUGCAUGAAAAAUCUCUACCCCAGUUGAAUAUUUCGGAGAGCAAUGGUAAUGCUGAGAAGGAGUUGAAUUCUAAUGAUGGCAGCGUGAGCAACGAGAAUAAGAAGAGCAGCCAGAGAAGAGCCUCUCUCCCUGCGAAGAUUGAGCAGCAAGAGAAUGGGACCCCGAGCGCAACUAAAGUGCCCAGUUAUAUGGCUCCAACUCAUUCUGCAAAGGCUAGGCUGAGGGCACAAGGCUCCCCAAGAUUCAUCCAAGACAAUGCAGGAACAAAUGAUGGCGCCACGAGGAGACAUUCUCUUCCAUCUUCCACCAAUGGCAAGGUAACUUCGUUCUCACCGCGAGUGCAUAGAUUGGUGGAAGCAUCUGGUAAAGGAGCAAUGAAAAACGACAAGUCUCUGACGUCUUCUAGAGAUGGUGGCGAGAAGGUGAUCAAAGCAGAAUGGAAGCGGUGAUUCUCUCCAAGUUCAUGAUAUUUCGUCCCGAGUAAACACCAAAGGGGAAAAAAAAAAGGAGAUAAAAGAGAAACAAUACACUUUCGGCUACGCGACCUUUUAACAAAGAGAAGUUUCUAGUCCCAUCAGAGUUGGAAACAUCAAUAUAGAAUUAUGAGGUACCAUUUGCUGUGUGUAGUGUUUCUUUUUAGCGCAUGUUUUGGCUUAAAUGUUUGAUGUUUGAGUUUCUAUAUAUGGGACGGCUUCUGUCAUCAGGUUUGUCUGUCUUUUGAAUUUCUAAAGCUUGUAAUUAGUCAUCUGGUUUGAAUCAAAUGUUUCUGUUGUCAA
Molecule: messenger RNA, 2182 nt
Organism: Punica granatum (pomegranate)
Lineage: Eukaryota; Viridiplantae; Streptophyta; Magnoliopsida; Myrtales; Lythraceae
Source: RefSeq, a predicted model, not a curated record